Molecule: messenger RNA, 875 nt
Organism: Paramisgurnus dabryanus
Lineage: Eukaryota; Metazoa; Chordata; Actinopteri; Cypriniformes; Cobitidae
Product: macrophage mannose receptor 1-like
Source: RefSeq, a predicted model, not a curated record
UAAAAAUAAGUAUGACAUGGACAGAUGCUCAGAGUUACUGUAGAGAGAGAUACACUGAUCUGGCUACUGUAGACUCGAUGGAUGAUGUGAACAGGAUGAUAGAUUUAGUGAAUGAAACGGAUGGGUACAAAGGAUCAGUAUGGAUUGGACUGCAGAAGGCAGCACAGAAGCGUUGGGUUUGGUCAAAUGGAGAAGAUACCAUUUCACAGUACAAUGCAUGGGACAUAUUAGAACCCUAUGGAAGUGGAGAUUGUGUUUUAAAUUACUAUAAUGCUUGGUACGAUGGGGAGUGUGAAAACUCCAGACGUUUUGCGUGUUACAAUGCAAGUACUGGAUAUGUCAAAAUAAAUUAUUUGAAAAACUGGACAGAUGCUCAGAGUUACUGCAGACAGCAUUACACUGAUCUGGCCACUGUCCAAAACUCUCAAGAGCAGCAACAGCUACAUGCAGUUCUUGGAAAUUCUCCUAGCUUCUGGAUCGGUCUGUACUCAGACUCUUGGCAGUGGUCUGAUCAGUGGAACCUCACCUUUAAAAACUGGGCAGCAGGACAUCCAUUGGGGAAAUAUGGUAACUGUGUUGCUAUGUCAACAACUGACUCUGGGAAAUGGGUUCGAUACAGCUGUGACCAAAAGCACUAUUUCAUCUGCAAUGGAGCUAAUAGACAGAUUGUCAGACUGAACUUCUCCAGUGAUGGGAAACAAAAUUUGAAAGAUCCUUCGGUACAGGAUUCCAUUCUUUAUGAGAUAAAUAUAAAGCUGAAGAGCCUUGGACUGGAGAACGCACAGAUAAACUGGAGAAAGGAUGAAGAUGGAGAGGUGUUUCAUCUGAAUGAACAGAGAGUUAAUUCAAGUACUCCAUGUGAUAUACAACCCUGA